This is a messenger RNA of Syzygium oleosum, 2576 nucleotides long. RefSeq lists its product as uncharacterized. The transcript is spliced from 13 exons. NCBI's taxonomy places the organism in Eukaryota, Viridiplantae, Streptophyta, Magnoliopsida, Myrtales, Myrtaceae. The record is from RefSeq and is a predicted model, not a curated record. Bases 212 to 1624 code for a protein of 470 amino acids.
CCAUAUAAUAUACAGCGAAACGACAAUAUCGCACAUGUGCAACUGUCACAAGGAUACAAUUAGCUGAAAGUUAUAUGCUCAGGAACUCUUGAGUUAUCUUCAGCCUAACGCAUGCACAGCUACCCCGGUCGCCUAUAGCUCACAUCGUUCGUCUUCUUCCUCCUUCACCGUUGCAACUUUGGGUGGCUUGCCGUCGCCAGUGCGCCGGAAAAUGGCGGAGAUCAAAGCCCAGGCCGCUCGCCGCGAUCACGAGUACCCUGUCGUCAUGCCGGACGCCGACGUCCCCGGCGACGGGCCCCGCAAACCGAAGCGCGUCACUUCUCUGGACAUCUUCAGAGGCCUCACCGUCGCACUGAUGGUUUUGGUGGAUGAUGCCGGAGGAGAAUGGCCUACGAUUGGACAUGCGCCGUGGAAUGGUUGCAACCUUGCUGAUUUUGUGAUGCCUUUCUUUCUUUUUAUUGUGGGUAUGGCCAUUCCGCUUGCUUUUAAGAGAAUUCCUGAUCGGUUUGAAGCCAUUAAGAAGGUGAUAUUACGGACUCUUAAGCUCCUCUUCUGGGGUCUACUGCUGCAAGGAGGUUACUCACAUGCCCCUGACAAACUAUCAUAUGGCGUUGAUAUGAAAAUGAUAAGGUGGUGUGGCAUUCUCCAGAGAAUUGCUCUUGCAUAUUUGGUGGUGGCACUGGUUGAGAUUUUUACAAAAAAUCCACAAGUGAAUUAUGAAUCAUCCUGCUCGUUCUCAAUCUUCAAAAAGUAUUGUUGGCACUGGUUGUUUGGAGCAUGUGUUGUUACUGUUUACUUGGCUAUUCUUUACGGGAUAUAUGUUCCUGAUUGGCAAUUUGCAGUCCAGGACAGAGAUAAUCCCAACUAUGGGAAGGUUUUCAGAGUAACUUGUGGCACGAGAGGAAACUUAGAUCCUCCAUGUAAUGCGGCAGGAUACGUUGAUAGAGAAGUUCUUGGAAUUAAUCACAUGUAUCCGCAUCCAGCUUGGAAGAGAUCAAAGGAUUGCACUGUGAAUUCUCCAUAUGAGGGACUGAUGCGGAAUGAUGCUCCAGCAUGGUGUUAUGCACCUUUUGAACCUGAAGGAAUUCUGAGUUCAAUAUCUGCUAUUCUCUCCACAAUAAUUGGAGUGCACUGCGGUCAUGUGCUCUUGCACUUGGAGAAUCAUUCGACCAGACUGAAGCACUGGGUUCUCUUGGGUCUUUCUUUGCUUAUUUUGGGAAUAAUUUUGCAUUUCACUCAUGCAAUCCCUUUAAAUAAGCAGUUAUAUACACUCAGCUAUGUCUGCGUAACAGUUGGUGCAGCAGUGUUGGUAUUCUCAGCCUUCUAUGUCCUGGUUGAUGUAUGGGGUCUGCAUCUCCCAUUUCUUCCCUUGAAAUGGAUUGGCAUGAAUGCAAUGCUAGUGUAUGUGAUGGCAGCAGAAGGCAUAUUUGCAGGAUUCAUUAAUGGGUGGUAUUAUAAUGACCCCCAUAAUAACCUGGUAUAUUGGAUUCAAAAGCACAUUUUCAUUGGAGUUUGGCACUCGAAAAGAGUAGGAAUUCUUCUUUACGUCAUCUUUGCGGAGAUCCUUUUCUGGGGUGUUGUUGCUGGCAUUUUGCAUUGGCUAGGCAUCUACUGGAAGCUGUGAUUUCCAUACGACCCGACCCACACAACCUAGUUAGCUUGUCACUGCAAAAUGCAGGUACUAUUGUGAUAUAAAGGUUCUGGCUCCUCAUUCAUUCUAAGAAUUGAUUUUAGCUGCUGCUACCGCUAAUAUUAGCAGCAGUAGCCUCAGCCGAGUCUGCCCACCUGCUUAUUCAUAAGAGAACCCACAUUCUCAAGAGCUUUCAUGAUCCAUUCGUUGCAAGGAUUUAUUCCCAAGAGUUCUAGACAUGCUUUCUCAAGUUCCUGAAAAGAAACCUCAGGCAUUCUAAUAUACAACAACAUGACAGCUGGUCACCUCCUAUUUCCAGUGUAGCCUUCUUUAUGUUCAACAUCUUCUAAUUCUGACUUGGAGAUCAACCGGAAUUUGUGGUGGCACAGAAAGUAGUUUCCUUUUUAUCAACUUUUGAACCAAAACACCUUGCAAAAUAAAGACAUGUAAUAAGAGCAACGGGCGACCUGACUUUCCUCGCUCCACUUUAAGAAAAUGAAGACUUCAACCCAUGGUAGGCUCCACUAUUGUGUUUCUCUGUCGCCAAAACUUUUGAUUGAUCUCCAAUUUAGAAUUAUAAGACACCGAACUCGGAGGAGGCUAUACUGGGAAUAAGAGGCGAGCUAUUAUCUUUUGUUGUAUGGUUUAGACUGUUCGAGGUAUCUUUUUCUGAAUUUGAGAAAAAAAUGUCUCGUGCUGUUGGGAGGAAUCCAGAUUCUAAUCCUUGCAUAGAGGGGAUCCUGAAAGUUCUUGAGAAUGCAGGUUCUCUGAGUGGACGCGGCUGAGGAAAUGUUCAAGCUCUACCUGGAUCGAUUAAAGAAACUCACUGAUGUUCAAGCAGGAAUACAAAGUAGUUUGUAUUGUACCGCUUACGUGUCAUUCAGAAGACUCGAUUUUUAUACUCUGGCUGCGAAAGCCAUUCAUUAAUAACGAUAGAAAUUUCACA